AUGUCUCCUCCGGGAUCAAUUAGCAAUUUGGACUGGGAACCCAGCUUCAACACCGUUGCCGUACAUGGUGGACAAGAGCCGGACCCAAUCAACGGCUCCAGAGCAGUUCCCCUAUACCAAACUGCCGCCUACAACUUUUCCGACGCAGCUGAUGGAGCAAGCAAAUUCGCUUGGUCCAGGGAUGGAUAUGUCUACACACGUAUGGGCAAUCCCACCAACACAGUCUUCGAGAACCGAAUGGCUAUGUUGGAGGGUGGCGUCGGUGCUGUAGCCACCGCAUCUGGUCACGCCGCGCAAUUCAUGGCCUUGACACAAUGUUGCGAACCCGGUCACAAUUUCAUCAGCACCAGUUGGUUGUACGGUGGCAGUUUCAAUCAAUUCCGGGUAUAUCUGAGCAAGUUCAAGAUCAACGUUAAGUGGGUAAUCGGAAACGAUCCCGCCAAAUUCGAAGAACAAAUUGACGAAAACACGCGAGCCAUUUACAUCGAGACGAUCAGCAACCCCAAGCACAGCGUUCCGGAUAUUGCAGCCAUCGCUGCCGUCGCGCACAAGCAUGGCAUUCCCUUAGUUGUCGACAACACCUUUGGCAUGGGCGGGUACCUGUGCCAGCCAAUUAAGCUUGGAGCCGAUAUCGUCACACACUCGGCCACGAAAUGGAUUGGCGGACACGGAACCAGCAUGGGAGGCAUCGUGAUUGAUGGCGGUCACUUUGACUGGAGUGCAUCGGGGAAGUUCCCCGGCUUCACGGAGCCGGCAGAGGGUUACCACGGCAUGCGAUUCUGGGAGACGUACGGAUACAAGGCAUUGGCGGCGAAGGUGCGAAUGGACAGCAUGCGUGAUCUCGGUCCUUGCAUGAGUCCUUUCAACGCCUGGCUAUUUCUCCAGGGCCUAGAGACCUUGCCACUCCGUGGUCAGAGGACCGUCGAGAACACGCAGAAGCUCGCUGAGUGGCUCGAGAGCCAUCCUUGCGUUAACUGGGUAUUGUACCCCGGUUUGAAGUCGCAUCAAGACUAUGAGCUGGCAAAGAAAGUGAUGCCAAAGGGACAAGGUGGCGUCUUGACUUUUGGUGUGGCUGGAAAAGUCGAGCAAGUCCGCGCCGUGGUCGACAAUCUCAAGAUGGCUAGCCACUUGGCCAACGUCGGAGACUGCAAAACUCUCAUCAUCCACCCCUGGGUUACGACACAUCAGCAGAUGCCCGAUGACGAAAAAAUAAAGGGCGGCGUUACGCCCGACCUCCUGCGUGUCAGCUUGGGCAUCGAAGACUUCGAAGACAUCAAGAAGGAUUUCGAGCAAGCCUUCAAGGCCGCUGGGCUUCAGAAGGCGGAGAAGACCGGAAUAGAUCCCUUCCAGACCGCCGCCAACCUCGUGAGCGGCGGAUUUAUGGGCAAGCUGGCAACUGGCCCACCGCGACCCGGGACUGAUGGCACUAUCCAGGCAUAA
This is a messenger RNA of Annulohypoxylon truncatum, 1440 nucleotides long. Its product is annotated as putative o-acetylhomoserine sulfhydrylase. The record is from RefSeq and is a predicted model, not a curated record. Gene Ontology annotation, biological process: transsulfuration. The coding region runs from base 1 to 1440 and encodes 479 amino acids. The transcript is spliced from 7 exons. Lineage: Eukaryota; Fungi; Ascomycota; Sordariomycetes; Xylariales; Hypoxylaceae. Gene Ontology annotation, molecular function: pyridoxal phosphate binding; transferase activity, transferring alkyl or aryl (other than methyl) groups.